GAAGACAAUUAGUAUGUGUAUGUGAUACACAAAAGACUCAAAAGUAAUAACUUGUUAGACUUGAAAUUGUGGCAUCUGAAUGGUGAAUUGAAUGACUACUGUGAUAUACUGUAUCCAGAAUAUAUUCCAGAAAUCUUCUUGCAAAGCAGGGAGACAGAUACUUUCUCCUCUUAAAUGGAGCAUUAUCUUCAAAUUGGUCUGCCCAACAUGUAAUCUUGAAUCAGACUCCUGAAAAUGUAAUUGAAUGGUUUAGGUGUAUUUGAUAGAUUCUGGAGCUUAAGUUUCAUUCAAGGUCAUCCCUGUAGUGACGAGUUUUAUGCUUUCCAUCCUGUCAAAUUUUGUGUAGUUUUUUUUUGUUCACCUGUCUUAGAGAACUUUACUGGAUCCCUGGUGUUCAUACCCAUUCUAAAAUUCCACUAGUUAGUGAGAGUCAUUUGAUUCUAAUUUCAACUUUUUUUGUCCAUGCCUCACAUUCCCUUUUACUACUAAGAAGCUUUUUGUUCUCUAUUAAAUUAAACAGAAGAAUAAUUCUACUGUUGAUAAAUUACAGUUGUCCAACUGAAGUAAGAUGUUAAGCUUUAUCUUGGACUUCUUCGUAAAGCUGGCUGGUCUGCGACCCAAGUCAUGUUUGUCUGGAUUCAGUUACCUGUAAAAUUUAAUUUCAGAAAACUGAAGUUGCUAUAAGUAAGUGACUGGUGGUGGUGUGGUGGAUAUUUUGUUAAAUGUGACUGAAUGUAUUAUGACUUCUUCAAAUCUUUCAGUUAAGUGAAAAUGACUGCAAUCAAGCAUGCUUUACAGAGGGAUAUUUUCACUCCCAAUGAUGAGCGUUUGUUGAGCAUUGUGAAUGUGUGCAAAGCAGGCAAGAAGAAGAGAAACUGCUUUUUGUGUGCCACAGUGACGACGGAACGACCAGUGCAAGUGAAUGUGGUAAAAGUGAAAAAAUCUGACAAGGGAGAUUUCUACAAAAGGCAGACUGCAUGGGCAUUACGAGAUCUUGCUGUUGUUGAUGCCAAAGAUGCUGUUAAAGAGAGUCCUGAAUUUGACUUACAUUUUGACAAAGUGUACAAAUGGGUUGCCAGCAGCACAGUGGAAAAGAACACCUUCAUUUCAUGUAUCUGGAAACUCAAUCAAAGAUAUCUUAGAAAGAAAAUUGACUUUACUAAUGUUAGUUCACAGCUUUUGGAAGAAUCAGUUCCAAGUGGAGAGAAUCAGAGUGUAGCAGGAGGUGAUGAAGAAGCUGUGGAUGAAUACCAGGAGUUAAAUGCCAGAGAGGAACAGGAUAUUGAAAUAAUGAUGGAAGGAUGUGAAUAUGCUAUUUCUAAUGCUGAAGCCUUUGCAGAGAAGUUAUCAAGAGAGCUACAAGUGCUAGAUGGGGCAAAUAUCCAGUCAAUUAUGGCCUCGGAGAAACAGGUGAAUAUCUUGAUGAAGUUGCUGGAUGAAGCUCUAAAGGAAGUUGACCAAAUUGAGCUAAAGCUGAGCAGUUAUGAAGAAAUGCUUCAGAGUGUAAAAGAGCAAAUGGAUCAGAUUUCAGAAAGCAACCACCUAAUUCAUCUCAGCAACACAAAUAAUGUGAAACUGCUGUCAGAGAUAGAAUUCUUAGUGAAUCACAUGGAUUUGGCUAAAGGUCAUAUAAAGGCCCUUCAGGAGGGAGAUCUGACAUCUUCUCGAGGCAUUGAGGCCUGCACUAAUGCAGCAGAUGCCCUUCUACAGUGUAUGAAUGUAGCUCUUCGUCCAGGACAUGAUAUGCUUCACGCAGUGAAACAGCAACAGCAGCGGUUUAGUGACUUGCGUGAGCAAUUUGCACGGAGACUUGCCAGUCAUUUGAACAGCGUAUUUGUGCAGCAGGGUCAUGAUCAGAGUUCUACUCUUGCCCAGCACUCUGUUGAAUUGACACUACCCAAUCACCACCCAUUUCACAGAGAUUUACUUCGAUAUGCUAAACUGAUGGAGUGGCUUAAGAACACAGAUUAUGGAAAAUACGAAGGGCUAACAAAGAAUUAUAUGGAUUAUUUAUCACGACUGUAUGAAAGGGAAAUAAAAGAUUUCUUUGAAGUUGCCAAGAUCAAGAUGACAGGCACAACCAGAGAAGGAAAAAAGUUUGGUCUUCAUGGAAGUUCUGGAAAACUGACUGGGUCUACUUCCAGCCUAAAUAAACUAUCUGUUCAGAGUUCGGGAAACCGUAGGUCUCAGUCAUCCUCACUGUUGGAUAUGGGAAACAUGUCUGCCUCUGACCUUGAUGUGGCCGAUAGAACAAAAUUUGAUAAGAUUUUUGAGCAAGUAUUAAGUGAACUAGAGCCUCUGUGUCUGGCAGAACAGGACUUCAUUAGUAAGUUUUUCAAACUGCAGCAACAUCAGAGCAUCUCAGGAACAGCAACGAAUGAAGCAGAGGAAAUGGAUGGAGGAACUUUAUCUCGUUCAUACACUUCUGGUGUUCCACAAACAAUAUUGUCUGAGAAGGACAUGAUCCGACAAAUGAUGACAAAAAUAUUUCGUUGUAUUGAACCUGAGCUGAAUAAUCUUAUAGCACUGGGGGACAAGAUUGAUAGCUUUAACUCCCUUUAUAUGUUAGUUAAGAUGAGUCAUCAUGUAUGGACGGCACAAAAUGUGGACCCAGCUUCCUUUCUCAGCACAACACUUGGAAAUGUUUUGGUGACUGUCAAAAGGAACUUUGAUAAAUGCAUUAGCAAUCAAAUGAAGCAGAUGGAUGAAGUAAAAAUCUCAAAGAAGAGUAAAGUUGGGAUCCUUCCAUUUGUUGCUGAAUUUGAGGAGUUUGCAGCCCUCGCUGAAUCGAUUUUCAAAAAUGCAGAACGACGAGGAGAUCUCGAUAAAGCAUACAUAAAACUUAUUAGAGCUGUUUUUGUCAGUGUUGAGAAAGUAGCCAAUGAAAGUCAGAAAACACCCAGAGAUGUGGUCAUGAUGGAGAACUUCCAUCAUAUUUUUGCAACACUUUCUCGCUUGAAAAUUUCUUGCCUUGAGGCUGAGAAAAAAGAAGCCAAACAGAAAUAUACUGAUCAUCUUCAGUCCUAUGUAAUCUACUCACUCGGACAGCCUCUUGAGAAAUUAAAUCAUUUUUUUGAAGGUGUUGAAGCUCGUGUGGCACAGGGUAUACGAGAAGAGGAAGUAAGUUAUCAACUGGCUUUUAAUAAACAAGAGCUUCGUAAAGUUAUAAAGGAAUAUCCUGGUAAGGAAGUGAAGAAAGGAUUGGAUAAUCUCUACAAGAAAGUAGAUAAACAUCUCUGUGAAGAAGAGAACUUACUUCAGGUUGUGUGGCAUUCCAUGCAAGAUGAGUUUAUACGGCAGUACAAGCACUUUGAAGGGCUCAUAGCUCGCUGCUACCCUGGAUCGGGAAUUACUAUGGAAUUCACUAUACAGGAUAUUUUAGACUACUGUUCUAGUAUCGCACAGUCUCAUUGAGCCCUCUAGAAAGGGAAAGAGAAGCUAUCUGAAAUUGUGGCUGUAUAUAAGGGAAUCAAACACUAUAAAUGCUGUUUGUAAAAGGUGUAUGUGUAGUUAACUGCCAUAUAUAUGUCAAGUUACACUCCUGCUUCAAAUGUCCUUCAGGGCAAAAUGAAGCCUUUAGAGAUUUGUUCAAGUACUGUUUGGAAGCAUUAAUUCUGUGAAACACUUCGGAUGUAGUUUUUCCCUUCCCCUAAUGUUCAGAUGCCUUUAUUUAUAAUCCUUUUUCUUGUUAAAAGCAGUAAGCACUACCUUCACAGAACACAAAAAAAGAUACUACUGUUUUCACUAAUAUUUUGUAUCUUGAAAAUCAUGUCAGCAUUAAAGACGAUCAAAUCUUUUCCAUUCCUAUUCUAGAAAGUAUGAAUGUGGAACUUUAUGCGGUGGUUAUACUGAAUUCAUAUUCUGAUAUGUAAUAUGACUAUGGCUCAGUACUUAAUUAAAUGGUGUUCAUCAGA
Molecule: messenger RNA, 3914 nt
Organism: Melopsittacus undulatus (budgerigar)
Lineage: Eukaryota; Metazoa; Chordata; Aves; Psittaciformes; Psittaculidae
Gene: EXOC1
Product: exocyst complex component 1
Exons: 17
Coding region: 772-3414 (880 amino acids)
Biological process (GO): exocytosis; Golgi to plasma membrane transport
Cellular component (GO): plasma membrane; exocyst
Molecular function (GO): phosphatidylinositol-4,5-bisphosphate binding
Source: RefSeq, a predicted model, not a curated record